AUGGUAUAUGGCAGAAGUGAGGCCAUCCUCACUGCCACGGCGGUGUUUCUUGGCAUCUCCUUGGUGGCUGUGAUUCUGAGAUGUUUUGUGCGCCUGCGGAUCGUCAAGGCCUUUGGGGCCGAUGACUACAUUAUGGUAGUCGCAAUGAUUUGUAACCUGGCAUUUGGCAUCUGCGGCAUGGUAGGCUCUACCUAUGGGAUGGGAAAGCAUUUAGCCUACUUUGCCGGUCGGCCAUACCUGUAUCAUAGCGCUAUGCUGUGUUUCUACCUCGGACAGAUCUUCUACGUGGUCACUGCGGUGCUGGCUAGACUCUCCAUCGUCAUGACCCUUCUGCGUCUCUUUGUUGAGCCGCUACAUAUCUGGAUUCUCUACGGGAUAACCGCCCUUUCGAUCGUCGCGGGGCUCCUUUUCUUCUUCUUCACGAUCUUCCAGUGCCAACCCGUGAAUUACCUUUGGGACCGCAUGACCAUGGAGGGGAAAUGUCUGGACAUGGAUCUGCUACUGGGGAUUGUCUACAUGUACAGUGUAGUCUCGGCGGUAUGCGACUUCACCAUUGGGAUUCUCCCGGUGUUCAUCGUAUGGAAGCUGAAGAUGCGCCGUCGCACGAAGACCAUGGUCGCAGGGAUACUUGGAAUAGGAUGCCUGGCAAGUACCGCAGUGAUCGUGCGUAUUCCGUAUCUUCACUACGCUAGAGAUGCCGACUUUCUAUACCAGACUACUGAGAUCUCCAUUUUGUCGAACGUAGAGGCCAGUCUGGGCAUUACGGCCGGAUGUCUGAUGACACUCCGGCCUCUCUUGCGAGUCCUUCGAGGUUCGUCAGCGGGAACCAGUGGUGAGGAGAUUGGGACGUAUUAUCGACAAGAGACGAGUCAUGGUACUUCAGGACGGGCGAUGAGUUUAAGAUCCAUAGAACGGCUUUAUAGCUAG
Aspergillus tanneri is the source of this 927-nucleotide messenger RNA. RefSeq lists its product as uncharacterized. NCBI's taxonomy places the organism in Eukaryota, Fungi, Ascomycota, Eurotiomycetes, Eurotiales, Aspergillaceae. Bases 1 to 927 code for a protein of 308 amino acids. The record is from RefSeq and is a predicted model, not a curated record. The transcript has 5 exons.